UCAGACCUGGUCAAUAUGCACAUUUUACAAGACUCAGCUGCAGAGGGGUCCAUCCAGUCCACCCAAAUGAAGCUGAAGAGAGCCAGACUGGCAGAUGAUCUCAAUGAAAAGAUUGCUCUCAGGCCAGGGCCUUUGGAGCUGGUGGAGAAGAACAUCAUUCCUGUGGACUCUUCUGUGAAGGAGGCCAUCAAAGGCACCCAGGUCAGCUUCCCCAAGCCUGCCGAUGCCUUUGCCUUCGACGAGGACAGCAGCAACGAUGGACUGUCCCCGGAGCAGGCCCGCGGCCAAGACUCGCCGGGCACCACCGAGCCGGCAGCGGGCACCAAGGCCCCGGAGCCAGCCCCUGCCGGGGCGCUGCAGGAUCACCCCCACAGUGCUGACAGCCACACCACAGACCCAGCCCCAGGGCAGGGCAGCCAGUGUGACAGCCCCAAGCAGCCAGCAGGGCAGGAGAGCCCAAGCCUCGCAGUGCCCUCUGCCGUGAAGUCCAAAUCCUCCAGUGACAACAAGAACCGUCACAAAAAGCCCAAGGACACCAAGCCCAAGGUGAAGAAGCUGAAGUACCACCAGUACAUCCCCCCUGACCAGAAGGCAGAGAAGUCUCCCCCACCCAUGGACUCUGCCUAUGCCAGGCUCCUCCAGCAGCAGCAGCUCUUCCUGCAGCUCCAGAUUCUCAGCCAGCAGCAGCAGCAGCAGCAGCAGCAACAGCAGCACUUCAGCUACCCAGGGAUGCACCAAGGCCAGCUAAAGCAAUCCAAUGAGCAAAUGGUCAAAAGCUCAAAUUCUUCAUCAGCUUCUGUCACCAGCACCCCUCUCUCUCCUGUGAAAACCACCUUCUCAGGCCAGACUUGUGUCUCCUCCAUCAAGCCAGGCCCUCUGCCAUCCAACCUGGAUGAUCUGAAGGUGUCAGAGCUGAGGCAGCAGCUCCGGAUCCGAGGCUUGCCGGUGUCGGGGACCAAGACGGCGCUGAUGGACCGGCUGCGGCCGUUCCAGGAGUGCGGCGGCGGCGCCGUGCCCAGCUUCAGCGAGAUCACCACCGUCACCUUCCCGGUCACGCCGGCCAGCUCCCUGCCCGGCUACCAGCCGCCGUCCUCCGCCAGCCUCUUGUCCAACGGCUUCUACCACUUCGGCAGCACCAGCUCCACGCCGCCCAUCUCCCCGGCCUCCUCCGACCUCUCCGUCAGCGGCUCCUUGCCAGACACCUUCAACGACGGCCCCAUGGCCUCCCCGCAGUUCGGGCUCCAGCCCUCCCCGGUGCCCGGCGGCGCUGAGGAAAGCCUCAUGGGCAGCAUGAACGGAGGCAACAUCCAGCUGGAGCUGGAGGGGGUGGACACGGAGAAGGACAAGAUGCUGGUGGAGAAGCAGAAGGUGAUCAACGAGCUGACGUGGAAGCUGCAGCAGGAGCAGCGGCAGGUGGAAGAGCUGCGGAUGCAGCUCCAGAAGCGAAAGAGGAGCGGCGGCCUGGAGGAGAAGCAGCAGCCCCCUCAGCACUUCUUUGGCGUCCCCAUCAAGCAAGAGAACGCAGUGUCCAGCUGUCCCUUCGCCUCCAAACAGACGGCCGUGAAGGGGCAGGGCGGCAGCUCGGAGAAGCUGAGUAACUGCGGGGUGCAGCUGCCCCACGCCGUGAGCCGCUGCCUGGAGCCCGCGGGGCAGGGCUCCGUCUCCUCCUCCACCUUCCUCAGCCCCCAGUGCUCCCCCCAGCACUCUCCCCUGGGGCCUGCCAAGAGCCCCCAGCACAUCAGCCUGCCGCCCUCCCCCAACAGCCACUACCUGCUGGCGCUGUCGCCCGGCGCUCCGCCCGACGGCCAGGGCGGCUCCCCGCACGGCGCCUGCCUGCGCCCCGCGCCGCAGAUGACACGAAGUCAGCAGAUGGACGAGCUCCUGGACGUGCUGAUUGAGAGUGGAGAAAUGCCAGCCAAUGCCAAGGAGGAUCGCUCCUGCCUGCAGAAGGUGCCUCAGAUCACGGUGUCCACAGGGAGCGCCAGCGCUCCGCUGCCCAAGCCCUCGGCCCCCUUCGAGCAGGUGUCCUCCGCGCAGCUCUCCUUCGAGCACUGCCCGGGCAGCGGAGAUGCCCACCUCGAGGUGCUGCUGAACGCCCACAGCCCCCUGGGCAGGGUCGGCGAGAUCGCCCUGCUGAAGAUGGGGGCGGAGGAGCCCCACUUCGAAGGGAUGAUGGAGGGGUUCAACGGCAAAGCCGCCGACGAACUGCUCACCUCCCAGGAGAUCCUGCAGACCCCGCUCUCGCCCAUGGAGACGCAGCUCUCCCCUGCCCCUGCCGACGGCCCCGCGCUGCAGAUGAGCUUCACCGAAUCUCCCUGGGAGACCAUGGAGUGGUUGGACCUCACCCCCCCCAGCUCCGCCACCGGCUUCGGCUCGCUCACCCCCGCGGGCCCCAGCAUCUUCAACAUCGAUUUCCUGGACGUCACUGACCUCAGCCUGAACGGCAGCAUGGACCUGCACCUGCAGCAGUGGUGA
Molecule: messenger RNA, 2475 nt
Organism: Dryobates pubescens (Downy woodpecker)
Lineage: Eukaryota; Metazoa; Chordata; Aves; Piciformes; Picidae
Gene: MYOCD
Product: myocardin
Exons: 9
Coding region: 16-2475 (819 amino acids)
Biological process (GO): cardiac muscle cell differentiation; smooth muscle cell differentiation
Source: RefSeq, a predicted model, not a curated record